This is a messenger RNA of Bombus pascuorum, 1982 nucleotides long. Its product is annotated as rhythmically expressed gene 2 protein-like. Lineage: Eukaryota; Metazoa; Arthropoda; Insecta; Hymenoptera; Apidae. Bases 367 to 1119 code for a protein of 250 amino acids. The transcript is spliced from 2 exons. The record is from RefSeq and is a predicted model, not a curated record.
UUAAGUUCUUAUAAUAUAAAUAGAUUUUUAAAUAUCACAUAAUAUAAUGUAGAGCUUUAAUCAUUCAACAUAUUACAACAAUAAAGCAAUACAUACAAAAUACAUAUAAAAAGAUCAGAUCAUUGGAAGUAAUAUCAAAACAAUGUUUUCAUACGUUAAAUACGUUAAAAAUAUGUAAAUUCGAAAGACUUUAUUGUUAACUUCCGGUUGCAUUGGAAAUAUUAGAAAAGCUCUGUUACGCGAAGUUGAGAUUGGUAAUACUGUUCGUGACGUGAACAAGUGUUUAUUUUUUUGGUUGCAUACUGUUGUCACAGGAGAAAUGUGCUAGAUAUUUGGUGUAUCUCCCUUUAUAGAUAAAAUUUUAAAAUGAUAAAGAUCAUCCGACCGCGAUUAAUAACCUUCGAUGUCACUGGUACGUUGCUGAUGACGAAAUUGGAGGAUUACGUCGAAAUUGGUUCUCAGCACGGCUUGUCACUUGAUCGACGCAAAUUGGCGCGAAGCUUCAAAAACACCUUUCAUAGGCUUAGUCUAGAACAUCCUGUUUAUGGGAAACACACAGGCAUCGGAUGGGAAAAUUGGUGGAGGCAACUAGUUCAUAGUGUUUUUAAGGACCAACACAAUUACAUCUCGGAUGCUACGUUAGAUAAGGUUGCUAACAGUUUGAUAAGAUGCUAUGGCACGAGUAUGUGCUGGCACAAGUAUCCAGGCACUAUCGAGUUACUGGACUAUCUUAAAAAAAAAGAACUGAUUUUGGGAAUAAUAUCGAAUUUCGAUGAGAGAUUGGAAGCGAUACUCGAGGAUAUAAGGAUACGUUCUUAUUUUUCUUUUGUCUUAACAUCCUACGAUCUCGGCGUGGAGAAACCAGAUACUUUGAUAUUUGACGAGGCGCUCAGGUUAACAAAGAAACGACAUAGUAUCAACAUAAGUCCCCAACAAGCGCUACAUAUUGGCGAUUCUGUAAAUAAUGAUUACAUUGGUGCUAAAGACGCAAAAUGGAAUGCAAUUCUUAUCCAACAUGAUAAAGAUGGGGACCAAAAAGAAAUCCCUGCGGAGGACAUGUUUAGAAAUUUUCGAGAUUUGAGGUUACACCUUUCUACACUUUUAAAUGGGGACAUGUAGUGUACGCGAUUUAACGAAAUGAAUUUGAAACUAAUAUUUUAAUCGUCAAAAAAUUCAGACGUUAUUUCAUCAAAAGAAGACACAUUUGUCUAUGACAAAACAAAUAAUAGCGUUGAUAAAUAUUAUUAAUAUUUAUUUCAUGUUGAAGAAAUUGACUGUUAGGAAUAGAAUUUUCUAUAUUGUAUUUUACGAAUAUGAGAGCGUUUAUUGUUAAAUUAUAAAAUAAAAUCGAGAAAUAUCUCAUACGCUUAUAUACAUAAUGUAAGUUUUUAUGAAUAUAACGUAUGUUUAAGUUAUACUCAAUGAACAUGUAAGAUCAUAAUAGCAGUUAUGGAAAUGUAAUUCAGAUGAUAACUAAUGCCAUACAUACAUAUAGUUUUGUUUUAUGUAUAUAUAAAUGUUAAUAAUAACUUACGUACCUCUUCAUACUACCUGAAUUCAGCAACAUUUAAUAAUAUGCUAGUAUCACUACUAGCAAAUGUAGUAAAAGACUAUCUUGAAGAAAAAACAUAUCUUAUCAUAAAUUUAUAUUUUUAUACAAAUAUAAUUUUCUAUUGCUUCUACAGUUCUUUAUUACUUUCAUUUGACAUAUUAAACUUACAUGCUUGUAUUCAUUUAUAAAUUAACUGAACUUUUUAUCAAUUGUGAAUCAAAUCAUAUUAAUGAUAGUGAAAUGAUUACUGAUUAAAAAAUUAUAUAAACGCAUGGGUGGACUUGCGUUAUCACUUCCCAUUUCCUGGUAAAAAGAUAAUAGUCUAAAUUGUCAGUAUUUUCUAAGUGAUAAACAUCGAAUUAUAAAUAUUGUACAAUUUUUUUAUACAUAAAACAGUUUGUCAAUACAAAUCGUAUUUGUUAUCAAUUUA